UUUCGCCCUCUGCUGGACGUGAGCGGAAUAACCCGGUUGUCAGGGAGCUGCGUCCUGGUUGCUAUGGACAAUGGAGCGUAAACACGCUCACCUCAAGCGGAAAGACGAGCACAUGAGUUUUGUCCCUGAUUAUGUUAAAAUAACUGCACUUUAAACAAGUUUCUGCCGUCAGAAUUACGAUAUUUACCGUCAACGUUUUUGUUUUGGCCCCGAAAAGGCGCUCAGCUCAGGAGUUGAGGUUUGACUGCCGGGACACGGCUAGCUAUGCUGCGCGUCUGCUGUCAACGAGAGGAUGCAAGUUCUUCAUGAGGACUUUUUCUACCACUCGGAGUCGAGGCUGAAAAGGGAUGGACGUCUGGAGAAUGACAGACAAAGUUUGGCCAAAGAGCAAAAGUUAUGCAGGAGCAGAGCUCGGAAAUUCUCCCAGGAAACCAACCGACGCUGGAAGGCUUUGCACGAGAGGCGGAGGCAGAGGGACAUGCAAGAAGAACGACUGAGGGAGGAAAUCCUGCAGCAACGCCGACAGCAAGUACAGGAUGUGACCGAGCGCUUCCAAAGAGCACAUCUUCCUCCGUCUCAGAAGUACAGACAAUCUUUCAGAAGAAACGCCCCAAACAUUGAAGAUGCACUUAGUCAAAUUCAAGGCAGUUCCUACACCCAGCAAUCCUCCUUUUUGUCAAGCAGCACAAACAUCAACAGCUGCACGCCGUCUCCGAGGCCUCUCAUAGGAGGAGCAUCCAGUCGGCCCUCUCCGUCUGCGGUGGACUCCUACACUGAGCUGCUGCAGGAGCAGUGCAGAAGGGUGAAGAACCAAGAUGCAAGCAGCCCAGAGGCAGUGCUGACGGGGGUGGAGCAGAUCAGCCGCCUGUCCGACAGCAUCUCCAGCAAGGACAGCCUGGAGGAUGAAGAUGGGCAUCACCCCUCGUUUUUCCUUCACCUUGAGAAGACCCAAGCACAGCAGAACGGGCAGAGCGCUCUCAGGUCCUCAGAUCAAACUUCCUGCUCUGUGAUGAGGCUCAUAAAUGAACACAUAGCCCAAUCGGACGAAGCCGAACAGGGAAAACUCCAGAAGUGGCCUUACAAUGACUUCCGUGUUUCUGAAGCUUCAGCUUUAGUUGAGACGGCACCAAAGUUCCAGUCUUCUCUGAAUGACUUCAACUCAUUAAGCCUUUAUGAAAAAGCCAACGGUAGAGUGGAGACGUUUGAGCUAAAAUCCUUUCCAGGAGGUUCCAUUGGCCUAACCGUUACAGACGCAGAUGCUUCAGGCGAAGCAGCUUCACCGUUCUCUUAUGACAGUAAAGAAGCUUUAUUAGAUUUUAGUCAACAGAGCCUCAACGCCAAGCAGUCCAAAUCUGCCACAGGCAUUCUCCACUUUUCCGAAGUUGGCAACAAAGACUUUUAUUUUGAAGCUCCACCAAAGUCGGAGUAUUUCUUGAAAGGAACUGGUGAUGAUUCGCCACAUGACAAAACCCAGGAUGCAACCGGAAAAGGAAAAACAGAAUUGUACGGCUCCAUAAACAAUCUUGAUAAAGUUUCAAACUUGAAAAGUGAAACUCAAAAGUCCCCAAAUGGACGGUCAUCGCUGCACAAAAGCUUGUCUAACAUCCAGUGCGACGCACAGAAAUGGUCAGACUGUCCUGACCCAGAAUCAGAGGCUCGGUCAGCGUGUGAGCUCGCCUUCAUCAAAGGAAUCCUGAAGAAACCGUUGAAACAUGAAUCGGGGGGCCCCCCACGCCCAUCUGCCCGGGGGCAAUUGAUUUUUGCAAAGCAUUUGGCCGAGGCAAUAAGAGACAGUGUGGAGUUGGCGAGAGCAAAAGCCAAGAACAUGGAGGUCAGCAGCGCUGUAAGAAAGAAGCUGCGCUGGUUUGAUGAAGUCCACCUGGAGAAAGAGGCGGAAGGGAAGUUCAUGAAGAAGCAGCUGAAAGUAAAAACCCACAGUCCGGCCGCUCCGCAGGACCACCAGCUGACACCCGGAUCAAACCGGAUCCCCGGACCCUCCACGAGUUAUCACUUUACAAAAGAGGCAUGGACAGAUGUUGGGGUUCAAGUCAACUUGCCCCAAGAAAGAGCAGACGAGGUCAAGGUGCAACGCAGCAACGGGUGGACCAGUGGGCCCAAAGUCCCUCUGAGAGGAGGCUCGACUAGAAUCGGAGCGGCUCCUGUUUCCUCGAAAACCAGAAAGGGCACCGUCAUGCGACCCCAGUAUGCCGCAGAGGUGCGCCACAUUGCUAAAACCCAAGGGAAGUUCAUGGUUCCUCGCCCACCUCCUCGGAACAACCGGCUCGAAAAAAAAUCCCCAUCUGGCCCCUUGGACUGCGUUUGCCGCAACCAGGAGGUUGUGGCUGCAGAGCGGGACAGGAAGCACUCAGAGGGACCGUUCCUCAUGUACACAGCAGUACCGCCACCCUACGCACAGCCCUUCUCCUCAGAGGGCUACACGGAGUCUGCAGGUCCUCCACAGACUCGCAGCAGCAGAAGAGGUGCGGCGGGCAAUGAAAAGCGCCUCUGUUUAGACAGCACGCCCACAGACGAAGAGAUCUCCCAGCUCUGGCACGGGGUUCGCUGCGCCAUAAACACAAAGGACGUCCUGGAAAGUGGUCCACCUGUCAGGAGCCCCAGUUCUGAACAGACCCCGCCUCUUCAAACCUCACAGUCCAGGAAGGAGACAGUGGUGCUGAUUGGUCCACCUUCAGGUACCACCCGGUUACACCUGGCUGACAUACAUCCAGGAUGUCCCCUGGAGCAGAAUCCUUCUUCUGUUGCCAUGGACACCGCCCAAACACACAGCUCUGGAUCAGCGCGGCGGAACAGCCGGCAGCAGGAGCUCACUUCCAUUUCUUCUGAGGAGAGAAGAAUCCUGCUCUCUCUGGACAGGCUCAACCGGCAGCUGCACUGUUUGCGGAACCAUCCUGGGGGGGCAGAUGCUGGAACAGGAGGUCUUGCACUUGUUGACACCCCCUUGACAAAAGAAGGGAAAUUCACCCACGGCUACAGGCACUGUGCGACCCCCGCUAACCGCCUUCCAUCUCAGAGGAAAACGUGAAGCUGGUCGGCUUUAUCUAAAAGACAGAGAUGCUGAACUUAUAGCAGCUGAAUUAAAACCAAAGCUUGUUUGUUCUUAAACACACCACAUCAACUUUUACCAAAACUCUCCUAUUUGUUGUUUAAGCUUGUUUGUGACUCCAUCGGCUCAAAGUCGAAUAAAGCUGUCGUCUUUCUUAAA
Molecule: messenger RNA, 3223 nt
Organism: Oryzias latipes (Japanese medaka)
Lineage: Eukaryota; Metazoa; Chordata; Actinopteri; Beloniformes; Adrianichthyidae
Gene: cep126
Product: centrosomal protein 126
Biological process (GO): mitotic spindle organization; cytoplasmic microtubule organization; non-motile cilium assembly
Cellular component (GO): ciliary base; midbody; centrosome
Source: RefSeq, a predicted model, not a curated record